AUGCCCAUAGCGGACGCCGAAUGGCAGUUGGAGGAUGAAGAGCGUGAAGAACUGAUCGAUCAAAUGGCUAUUACCUUUGCGCACCAGAAGGCUGUGGGAUCCUCGUUCGAAAUUGGACGUACGUUCUAUGAACAGGUUCUUGAAGCUGAACCCACCGAACCUGAGCCUGUCUUCCAACCUGCCUUUACUAUGGAUCAUGAAACUGUUAAAUCGCCACAGAGUCGUUCAAGCGCCUGGAUCUCUCCACGCUCACGAGCCCCUGCGUCGAUGCAGCCGUUCACUUCCGUGGCAUCGCCCCCACUAUCGGCUACGCUCUCGUCGCCGCUCUCGUCGCCGUCCAAGGCCCUGCCUCCUGCCCCAUCCGAGUCUGGGGCCCAAGCCACCGUCCCAUCUCAUACACCAAACGAACAUGGCUCUCCGCCCAUGCCAUUGACCCGUGCUCCGUUCUUGACGGGCGCUGCCUCUGCCGAUACAGAGUCUUUUCCACGCACAAAGGUAUCUACGCCUGGCGUCCUAGACGACAGCAACAUUGAGGAUCGUCAUGGCUGGGUUCAUACACGCGAUACGGUCGACCAACAGGGACGAGUGAAUAUUCAGGCCGGCAAGCCCUCACGCACCAUGCAACGCUUGGAGGAAGAACUGCAACAGCAGCGUGAGAAGAUGACGGCGAUGGUGGCCGGUCAGAUUGCGCCGGAGAGAGUAUGGCACCAACGCGAUAGUGCUUCUCAUACGGACUCGUCAUCGAUGGUAUCAGCCUUUGCUUCUAUUCCCAGCGAGGAUCGCUCAGAUCGAGACUCGUUUGUUUCUGCCCCUGAAGAGGUAAGGCAGCCGUGGCGACCGUCGUCACCCUCUGCCUCCUCCACUAGCAGUGUGCCCCCCAUUACGCCCACUGUCUCUACGACAUCCUCAGGCGAAGACACGGCGCCGUUCCCACGCACGCCUCAGGCGCCGACCACACUUGUUCAACCUACGCCCAAAUACGCCACAGGCUCGCUGAACUUUACCUUUGGGGAGCGUGAAUCUCCUGUCCGCAGUAUCGGGCCAUCGCCAAGCCAGGACUUACCACCGUCUAGGCCCACACGACCGAUGUCUACAGGCUCUCUGCUCCCUCAUGGGGAGGGGCAUCAUCAUCAUGGCACGCCAUCGUGGCUCUUGGCGCCCAUACCAGGCGCAGCAACACACGAAGAACGGUCACUGUCUACUCCCCGUCGCUCGCCGGGCCUGCACUUCUCCGCCUUGAAAUUGGAGCGAUGGCACCCGCAUGGGGUAGGCGUCAAGCCUUUCCAUUUGCGCCGCCAUUCGCAUGGAGCGAGUAUACAUGACGCCCCAACGCCCAGCCGUCGUAGUUCCGACCGGCCAUCCACACCUGAAUCGCUCAGUUCCCUCCUGCCUGAGCCGACUGACGUUAGAGUGGGUGUGGUUCACCAGCGCAAGACAUCCAUAUCAGAGUCUCUGCUGAGCAAGAUGAGCUCAUCCCACGCACCGGCACGUCCUAAGCCAGAGGUCGAUGAGGUCAUCUCCCUGCAUCGCAAUCGGGAGAUGUACUUGGACAAGGAAGAGGGAUGGCGCAUGCCGUCCGACAACGAUGCCGUCGCGCCGAAAGCGAGCGCACCGCCUAUUCUGUCACGGUACUUUGAUUUCUUGCUGCCCAAAGAGAAAGAGGUGAAGCAAUUGCAGGAUCAUGCUACCAAGAUUCUCAAACGUGAUCGCAUGCUUGUCAAAGUGCGUGUGUCCAGCCACAUGGACAUUAGUGCGCACCUUGAUGCGCUCGAGGCCCGUCGGUACGAAAUGCGUUCGUACAAAUGGGAGGAGUACAUCGUCGUCUUGCGGCCAGGCCGCGUCGAGUUUUGGAGUGUGGCGUCUAUUCGCGGCCACGUACUAGGGGACAUGGAGUACUACAAGCUCCGAUACUCUGUCGCCCUAAAACCCGGCGAAGUUUCCCUGUCGCUUUACUCUGAAGUCGACCGCUUAUUCUGCCUCUCAUUCCCACGCGCAGAGGGCGGCAGUCGUCGUGGUGGCCUGCCGUUCCGGCGGCAUGGUACGACGGUGCUCAUCAUGGCUGCGCGCGCUUUCUCUGUGGCAUCUGAUUGGAUGUGGCUCCUAUGGCGCGAACUGGGCGGCGGUCUUCCACGGCAUCUCCACGUUCACAUCCCAAGCAUUUCGCUGCGUGUGCGUGUGCCGAUGCCACCUGCCUCUGUGCUCCAGAGCAAGCCGCGUGAGUACGAUGCUCAGAUAGCGUCGUGCGAUACGUUCGACACGGACUACAUGCGCAUGAUGGCAUCGUGGGUCAUCAACGAGACGUCACGUUUGGCUGUGCGGGACCCCCAAUGGGCCUCGCUCAAGCAGGAUAUGGAUGGCAGUGGGAAGAUUCCCGCGUUGAUCUGGCGUAGCGGUACGACAUUCAACCGUGUCCAGUACGAUGUAUCCACGACAGGCGAGCCACGGUACUGGAACCUGCUGGUAGGCUUGCUGGUGACAAGUCGUCGACAUGCGCCUGUGCUGGAAAUGCUCGUGCGCAAUCAUUAUCCCACGGAGGCUCUCCAUCCUCGAGGCUUUGUGCUACGUGAGCCUGAGGCCGUGGAAGGCUUUGUCCUUCGCUUGCGUGUCAUGUCAGGCAUCAUGACCCGAGUGUACUUAUCGGUGCAUGACGGGUGCCUCUUUUUGCUGCGUGACUCGCAUGCGUUUGUGCCUGACAGGUACUCGGGUGUUCCCCUCCCAGAGGUGGACGGGCUUACUCGAGAAAAGCGCAUUACGCAGCGCGUGUCCAAGUUUCUGGACUACGAGCGUGAGCGCCAAUGGCAGCAGCUCAAGCACAGCGAUGGCUUUAUUGAUCUGCGGGAAGUCUGUGCUAUCGGGAACGUGGGAGCCAACGUAGUGCUCUGCACAGAGCUCUCGCGGCAUUCCGUACACUUGGGCCACGUCCCUGAUCCUCACUUACUCAUGCAAGAUUUGAAAUGGCUGGACGACUAUGACGGUACACGGGCCUCGGUGGAAAAGUACCUGCCGCCCCCUGUCGACGAUAUCGGCGGCACUGAAGGGCUCCACUCCGCCCCUGAUCGGCAAACAGCCAAGCUCUUACGCCAGUUCGAACUGUACCUGGACAAUGGCCGUCGCGUCACCUUUGAAUGUGCUAGUGCGUCACUGGCGCGUGACUGGAUCGUGCACUUGUUCAUGCUCUCAGUAUACUGGCGCAGCCGUCAUCGCAGUUACGUACGUCGGCUGAUGGAGGCCGGGGGCAAUGGUCUUCAGCAUGGGCGCAAUGAGGAUCACAUCGAGGACUUGGCUUCAAAUUCGUUGUCCUACGUAUGGAACUGGUGUGCGCUGGACCGAUGCCGGGCCAUCAGCAUCCAAGGCGAACUGUUCUGGCGCACAAAUGCGCGCCAGCCAUUCCACAAGCGUGUGUUUGUGGUAAGUGAUGGCCAGUUGCUUUCGUUCAAACUCAUGCAGUCGAUUCGCACAUCGACACGCCGACGAAACGAGGGCAUUGUAUACCGUCGGAAAGGCGCGCCUAUUUCUCUGUGCGAUGCCUAUGUCUAUACGGGCUCUCUCGCCGAUCGAUCCACUGACCUCCAUGGCGACGAUGGCGUGCCUACACGCUUUGGCACACGGGAGCAGCAAGAUGUGCACGAGGCCCUCCCGCGUCUUUAUCGCGAUGGCCUCACAAGUGCACAGUCCAAUGAGGAUUGCACGUUUGUUCUCCGCGCGCGGUCUCGCUUUACGUCGGGGAAGUGGUGGCAUCCCUUUUCUUCUUCGCAUGGCGAGACCCCUACAUGCAAACGCACCGACUUUCUCGAGAUCACUUUCCGAGCCCGCACGACGCUGGAGCGCGAUGUAUGGGUUCGUGUCCUCAGCGCCGAAAUCGAAAAAGUGGUGCGCGCCCAUCCCCAGCGAGAAGAUUGUUUACGACACUUUGGACGUAUACCAUCAUGA
Malassezia pachydermatis is the source of this 3930-nucleotide messenger RNA. RefSeq lists its product as hypothetical. The coding region runs from base 1 to 3930 and encodes 1309 amino acids. Gene Ontology annotation, biological process: protein localization to prospore membrane; ascospore-type prospore membrane formation. Lineage: Eukaryota; Fungi; Basidiomycota; Malasseziomycetes; Malasseziales; Malasseziaceae. Gene Ontology annotation, cellular component: prospore membrane. The transcript has a single exon. The record is from RefSeq and is a predicted model, not a curated record.